ACUCCCGCUUUCCUCUCCCCGCGCCACCUUGGCAUCAUCAUCACCGACAUAUCCAGCUGAUCUUCACCUCCCACUUUCCCGCCCCUCGAUCGCCAGCCGGCCGAAACCAUCCAUCCAUCCAUCCAUGGGCUCCAGACCCGCGGACGCCGCAGGGGGCCAACAGCAGCAGCAGGCGGAGGAGCCCUCCAUGGCGGACGUGUACGGCGGCCACGAGCUGACGCCGCUGCAGAAGCACGCCGCCUUCUUCGACCGGAACAGGGACGGCAUCAUCUACCCCUCCGAGACCUACCAAGGGCUGCGCGCCAUCGGCUGCGGCGUCGUGCUGUCCGCCGCCGGCACCGUCUUCAUCAACGUCUUCCUCUCGUCCAAGACGGUACCGGCGAACGUGAAGCCCCCAGCUUUCAAGUUCCCCAUCUACGUGAAGACCAUUCAGCAGGGCAAGCAUGGGAGUGAUACAGACGUCUACGACACCCAGGGCAGGUUUGUUCCUGAAAAGUUUGAGGAGAUAUUCAAGAAGCAUGCCCACACUAGGCCUGAUGCCCUAACGGACAAAGAGCUUGGGGAGAUGCUUAAAGCAAACAGGGAUCCUAAAGAUUUCGCUGGACGGGUGGGCGCUUUCGUAGAGUGGAGACUUCUCUACGCGUUGUGCAAAGACAAGGAGGGAUUUCUUCACAAGGAGACUGUCAAGGCGGUCUAUGAUGGCAGCGUGUUUGAGAAGUUGGAGCGAGAAAAGAAGGAAGCUAAGGAAUUUGCCAAGAAGAAAUGAUGAAAUGUCCUCCGAUGCCCACUCAUUUGUGGUUCUGUGCAAUUAUCUGUAGAUUGGGGUGUGCUUGUGAGUUCCGUUCCCAAAAUUAUUGUUGUGGUCGUUUGGUUUCAUUUGUUUCUGGUUUCAUGCUUCCUGGAAUGAGGCUGGGAGCCUGAUUGUAAAUGUAUAGAAACUGCUUGCAAAUUGGGGAAAAAACAUUCACAUUUGUUUUAAUUUUGA
Messenger RNA from Triticum dicoccoides, 985 nucleotides. Its product is annotated as probable peroxygenase 5. The record is from RefSeq and is a predicted model, not a curated record. The transcript has 4 exons. The coding region runs from base 125 to 766 and encodes 213 amino acids. Gene Ontology annotation, molecular function: monooxygenase activity; calcium ion binding. Lineage: Eukaryota; Viridiplantae; Streptophyta; Magnoliopsida; Poales; Poaceae.